AUGGGUAAGGAGGCUCGCAGUGCCUCCGUACACAUGAUAUGUAUACUAACUAUUGUUGAAUUGCUUUUAUCACAUAGGGCAAAUGUCAACGCAUUUGAUUCUUUAAAUAGAACUCCACUUCAUAAUGCAGCAAUAAAGGGAAAAAAGGAGAUCGCCGAAUUGCUUUUAUCACAUGGGGCAAAUGUCAACCAAUUUGAUUCUUCUAAAAAAACUCCACUUCAUAUUGCCGCAGAAAAUAGGGAAAAAGAGAUCGUUGAAUUGCUUUUAUCACAUGGGGCAAAUGCCAAUGUAUUUGAUUCUUCUAAAAUUACUCCACUUCAAUACGCAGUAAAAAAUUCAAGUCAUGAAAUAGCAAAUCUCCUCAUUUCUCAUGGUGCAAUCAGAUAG
Trichomonas vaginalis G3 is the source of this 387-nucleotide messenger RNA. RefSeq names its product Ankyrin repeat family. Bases 1 to 387 code for a protein of 128 amino acids. Gene Ontology annotation, cellular component: nucleus; cytoplasm. NCBI's taxonomy places the organism in Eukaryota, Parabasalia, Trichomonadida, Trichomonadidae. Gene Ontology annotation, molecular function: protein binding. The record is from RefSeq and is a predicted model, not a curated record. The transcript has a single exon.